GUGUGGAACUCCAAUGGGAGGCCGUGAGCCUUAUUGUCUCUCUCUCUCUAAUUCUUCUCCAUUUCGGCACCACUCCGGCCACAAAACUGAGGAAGAUAGCAAGGUAAGCAAAAGCUUCCCAUUAGAAGAAAGUCAUACAUCAAAAACUUUGUCAGGGUGGUGUGACUUUUUGUUUACAUUUUUGAAGGAUGUCGCACAACAUCGUCUGCUCCAGAUGAUCUGUUAAGUCUGUUUUUCGGCAUUGCUCUCCAUUUAAUUUUCCAGGUUUAUCUUUUAUGACGGUAUCAGUAUUUUUAUUUGAACCAAUGCGUACCCAAGAGUCUUCCAGCCACUGGUUUUCGUGAGCAGACUGGCAGUUUGACUGACCAGGCAUCUGAACAGCUUUGUUAACCUCCUUGGAUUUCAUUCCUUUCUGUAUAUUUUCAUUUCUCCAGGUAUUUCUGUGUUACUAUUGUUUUAAUAAUUAUUCUAGGUACAAUGACUCGCCAAGUAAAGAAAAGGUACUGUGCUGUUUUAAACUGCCAGAGCUUCCAAAGCAGUCCACCCUCUCCAGACGAUACAAAAUUGACCAAGUUUCCCAACGACUUGUACCGGCUUCAGAUAUGGGUCCCGGUCUGUGGAAAUAAGGCAAUCCUUAAAAUAAAAAAUCUGUCAGCCUGUAUUUAUGGUGUUUGCCGGAAUCAUUUUAGAGAGGAGGACUUUGACCAUAGGAAAAUUUUAUUUAGGCAUGUUAAUCCCUCCCAAAACCUUCCCUCACCCUUGCCUGCGGAGGACAUGGCACAGUGGGUCCUUGGACUCAAUCAGCCUAGUUCUCCAGCUACAGCUGAUCCAGACCAGAUGCUUGCUAAUGACGAGAUCAACACUGCAUCAACUGUUGAGGAAGUGGUGCAGAGUAACACUUCACACAGUAGCCGUUCUAUGGAGAGACAUGGUGCUAAGAAUAGAUCCCCCAAGAAGGAAAGGUACACAAUUUCCAAAAUGUUAUUGGAGUGUGGUAUUAAUCCACAAAUGGCCACUCAAUCCCAUAAAAUUAUAGCCAAGAAGGCUCAGCAAGUGAGAUCCGAUGCUAUUAAAUUGAUAGUAAAGUUGGAACGAGCUCAACGAAGAAAUGGUGUUUUAAAAGCUCUCGCCACACAAAAGGCUGUUGACACUAUUCACGAUCUCCUAGUAUCUCCAGCAGCAAGGACCAUAUUAGAAUUUGAACUGAAGAAUUUUAAAAAGAAACCAAGAGGCCGGAGGUGGACUCGAAAAGAUAAAUUGUGGUGUCUUUCGAUUUUCAAGAGAAAUGCCAGUGUGUACAGAUUUUUGUGUAGCUUGCUAACCUUGGCCUCUCCUGAAACUCUUAAAAAUCUGACAUCUGAAAUUGUUCUGGAGCCUGGCUUCCAUGAAGCUGUUCUAAAAUCAAUGGAAAGUCGUGUUUCUAAAUGGAGUGCAAAAAAAAAGGAUGUGUGUGAUAAUGUUUGAUGAGAUUGCUCUGUU
Frankliniella occidentalis (western flower thrips) is the source of this 1479-nucleotide messenger RNA. RefSeq lists its product as uncharacterized. The coding region runs from base 478 to 1464 and encodes 328 amino acids. NCBI's taxonomy places the organism in Eukaryota, Metazoa, Arthropoda, Insecta, Thysanoptera, Thripidae. The record is from RefSeq and is a predicted model, not a curated record. The transcript has 5 exons.